CCGCCUUGGUUCGCGUUGGCAGUAGUAGUUUGUAUUUGUCGCGUUCGGCAACAUGAUGAGUUGCGGAUGAGACGAUACGAAAUUUACCGGUCGCAUUGCUGAGGGGUUAGUCCGCGGUAGUCCGCAGAGAGAGAAAGAAAGAGAGAGAGAGAGAGAGAUAGAGCGGUGUGAAGUUAGUAGCUGGCGAUCGAUCGGCGAUCGAGAGUCAGUUUCAGUCGCGCGGGUUUCAGCUGAACGGCCGAAGUCGACGCAGUGCCGGGGUGCACAGGAAAUCGCGCGAGGCAUUAUACGCGCGGAGCGCGAACGAGACGAUCGACGCGCGAUCAAGGCACGAGAGCCUUCGAUCAACUCUUGGACGGUGGACACUUGGAGUGUUCGGAUUGGCUGGUGCAGUCGCAACCGAGGAAGCGGUGAGGAGCGCCGGGGAGUACCAACACGCUCCGUUUUACUCGCGCUAGCGCCGUCAACGGGAGAGAAGCGGAGGAGAACGGUGUGCGGAGCGGCAAGGUGUAGAGCAAGCGGCAGUGCCUUGCUUGCGACGGAGGGCAGCAGCGUGUAGGAGGGGGAAGAAGCGAGAAAGAGAGAGAGAGAGAGAGAGAGAAAGAGGUGGUGGUUGUAGCCGCCCGACCGACCGACCGAGUUGUUUCAUUCAUAAAAAAGUUCUUUAUUACUCUCUGUGAGCGCAUGUGCUAUUCCACCACGGAGGAGGAACGAGUACUACUACUCCCCCGACCGGCUGCGACGGCGUAACCGCGUUUACACACAGUAUUAUUUACUACUGUGCGAGAUACGAAUCGGCGCCACACGCCGUACCGGCAGCGCGGCGUACGGAUCGUUCCCGUUUCCGUCUCCGCGUCCGCGCCAGUCGUCGUCGUCCGGAGUGAGAGACUCUUCGCCGCGUGUGUCCGCGUCAAAUGAACGUACAAUUUGACGUGGUUUUUUUUGGUCCGUAUUCUCACGUGAUCCAAAAAUAGACUUUGUUCGUUUAAAUGGUGCGCGUCUGAGAAAAAAAAAAACUAAUAGAGAUCGAGUGUGAAAAACUGUGGAGGAUCGGUGGUGUGGAGAACAGGUGCCAUUUUAAAUGUCAACGCGGACGACUCCCGACAGCAACCUGGAUCUACAACAAGAAUCCGCCGUAGAUCUCUCCAUUGAACAGGAGGGAACUACGGAACGAAGAGCCACGGACCGUGGUAGCGGCAGGCCGAUACGCGAGCGUCGUCAUUGCUUGAGCUAUCGCCAAAGUUUGAACAACAACAACAUAGGUAUCGUCAGUAGGCCUAAUAGGCAAACCAUGCGUGAACGUCCGGCGGGUAAGCGACCGUGCAGGGCACUCACGCCGCAGGAAAAAAUGGACUGUAUCGUCAGGGUGCACGGUGGGGAGUCUAAAGCGUCCGUGGCACGUGACAUCGGGGUGCCUGAGUCAACGUUACGCGGUUGGUGCAAGGCGGAGGCGAAGAUUCAAUUGCAGCUGAAUAACAUGAGAGCCUCAGGUAAUUAUGAGCAAAUCUUAACGACGUCGAGUUCGGAAAAUAGCGAUAACAGCCGGCCGGGUUCGUCGCGAUCAACUCCGACCGGCCAACUCCAGGCCAUUAUGGGAAUGCCAAUGACUUCCGCGGAGAAAACCGGCGAGGAGCACGAGUCUGGCCCGGCUCAGAAGAGAGUAAAGUCAGAGAACAAUUCCGUCGCCACGAAUAUAAAUAACAUCUCGCCGUCGCCUCGAGCAUCGGUAAUCAGCACUGACUUCAAUCAGUAUCAACUACAAUCGUAUAUUUAUCAAAUGCUGCAGCAUGCGACCACUACCAACGAUGCGACAACUAGGAACCUCUUGAUCCAGCAGUUGAUGAAAGAUGCCGGAUGUAUGUCGCAUCUGAACGCAUACUUAUCGCCUACAAAUUUUAUCGCCGAUAAUCUGCAGCUGCACAGAAACAACGGCGCGGUGGCUAAUCUGCCGGUGGUGAGACAACAGCAGCAACAAACCAACAACGCGCUGCUUAACGGGAAUAAGAGGAAGUACAGCGCUCCAGGAGGGCUCACGUCAACCACCACGGACACCCCGAAGGGAUCGUCGAGGGUACCGCACAGCCUGUCGCCGAAUGCGGAGAAAUUGUCGUCCGGCAGCACUUCCCAACAGGUGAACGAACAAACUUCCCCCGUCCCGUCAACCUCGGCGAAUAACUCCGACGUAGUCGCGUCUAUUCCGUAUAGCAGAUUACCGAAAAACAGUAAAAAACUCAACGCCAUAAUAUGUACUCUGCAACAGCAACAGCAGCAUGUAUCAUCCGCGCGAAUGUGUAACGUAGGGGAAGAAAUGAUAUCCAGUAACGCGAUGAGCAAUAACAAUAAUAAUAUCGAUCACAUUGACAAUGAAACCACGAAUCGAUCUUCCAAUUCUUUGCCGCCGGGAUUUUCAGAAAUGUUAGCGUGUUGCACUAAACUAGUAGAGUGGUUGCAAAAUUACGGCUCGCCUAUAUGUACAUUUCAGCAAGUAAUUCAGAUAAAAACUAUUUUGGAUAACAUGACUAAUUGGGCAAAUUCGAAAGAAACUGUCCCCAAAAGAAAGACUAACGGCACGAGCUAGCUGAAGCAGCGUAGAAAGUGAUAUGUAAAUAAACUGUUAACGUGUAAAUAAAUUUAUGUACAGAGAGAAUUGACAGAAUUACUUGUAUAAAAAUGUACAUUAGGUAAAUACGUAUGCGGACGUGUGUAUUAUAUGUGUAUAUAUGACGAUUGAUGGAAUUGUGCACGUGGUGCGCACAAAAAAAAUGGGGUAAUAAAUAGCGAAUUCGUAGAGUCUUACGUAAAUAUAUUAGAUAGAUUCACUCGUUACUUUAUAAAUCAUACGCGAUUAUUGCCCUGUUUCUCCUUACGUUCUUUUGGUGUGUUUUUGCCAAAAUGACAACGCGAUAUAUUGACGAUUUCUGUGAGCGCUGUAAGCUCCGAAAAAAAGUGUUAAUGAGUGACACUGAUUGUGAGAGUUGCGAAGUGUGCCAAUGACAUUCAUAAAAUAUAAUUUUAAUGCUAGUUUUAAUUAAGUAAGUGUUAAGUAAGUUGUGCACGUUUUCUUACAUUUUUCUAUUUCUGCUGCGUCUUCGACAAAAUCGGGAUCAGUGGAAAAUGCAAGAGAAUAGUCUGACGGUUAUUAUAAAUUGGUGCACGUUUUCCUAUAUUUUCUCAGGAAAAGAUUUAAUUUAGGAAUUUAUUACAUUUCUGGUUAAGGAUCUUUAGUUUUUAAAU
Molecule: messenger RNA, 3234 nt
Organism: Wasmannia auropunctata (little fire ant)
Lineage: Eukaryota; Metazoa; Arthropoda; Insecta; Hymenoptera; Formicidae
Gene: dan
Product: myb-like protein AA
Exons: 2
Coding region: 1082-2578 (498 amino acids)
Molecular function (GO): DNA binding
Source: RefSeq, a predicted model, not a curated record